CGCCAUUUCGCUGCGGAGAGUGGCUCUUCGCACGUCAAACAGAAACACAGCGUCAACAGUACAGAGAAAAAAAAUUGGAUCGUAACAACAGUCCGGAUCCACCCUGAUGGAAGCGGCCAUCAACCCGCCUAGAGACAGCUCUCUAAUUGGGCUGUCCAGUGGCGGGAUGGAGCAGCACAGUGGCCCGGGAAAACGCAUCCGCAAGCCUUCCCUGCUGUACGAGGAUUUUGAGAGCCCCUCUCUGCCCCUCACGACGCCCCAGGUCCCCCCAGCCCCGCCACAACCCCCUGUGAGGGACCCCGGCCGGCAGGGCCGCAUGACGAACCAGCUGCAGUACCUGCAGAAGGCCCUGAUAAAGUCUCUGUGGAGGCACCACUUUGCCUGGCCCUUUCACGAGCCGGUGGAUGCCUACAGGCUUAACCUACCAGAUUAUCAUAAAAUCAUCAAACAGCCGAUGGACAUGGGGACCAUCAAAAAGCGCCUAGAGAACAAUUACUAUCGCAGUGCCAGUGAGUGCAUACAGGACUUCAACACCAUGUUCACCAACUGCUACAUUUACAACAAGCCGACAGAUGACAUUGUGCUGAUGGCUCAGUCCCUGGAGAAAAUCUUUCCAAAGGUGGCUCAGAUGCCCCAGGAGGAAAUUGAACUGCCUCCUCCCGCUCCACGAAACAAAACCAGCAAGGGCAAAGGCCGCAAGUCUAACGCAUCAAGGGCUCACCAGGUGCCAGCAGUGUCCCAGUCAGCAUACUCCCCUUCUUCCUCGGACACAGGAGAGUCCAUGUUGGCCAGUUCUCCCCAGACUGUACUGACCAAAAGCCUGCCACCUGCCAACAUUAUGGGCAUGCCUCCCACACAGCCCACCACCAAGAAAAAAGGUGUAAAGCGGAAGGCAGACACCACAACGCCGUCCACUAUGGGCCUGACUGUGGGCAUGUCGGGUGGAGCCCGCAUGGUGGGUUUGGGGAAGGGAGGCCACGGUGGCCAGGUCCACGAGUCCUCCCCACUUACCCUCUCUUCGUUGGGGAGCAUGAACAUGGAGACGCCUCCUGGGAUGGGUCUGGUCAGAGGCCCCACAGGUCCUGUCCUGCUCCAGCCCAUGAUGGCCGGCACUGGACGCAGAGUGGGCAGCGGACGCCCCAUCAAACCCCCAAAGAAAGACUUACCGGAUUCUGUCCAGCUCCAGCCCUCGAGGAAGGGCAAACUGAGCCCACAGCUGAGGUACUGCAGUGGACUACUGAAGGAUAUGUUGUCAAAGAAGCACACCGCGUAUGCCUGGCCUUUCUACACGCCUGUGGAUGCAACCGCACUGGGGCUUCACGACUAUCAUGACAUUAUCAAGUUUCCCAUGGAUCUCAGCACUAUCAAGAGGAAGAUGGACUGUCGUGAGUACCGGGAUGCCCAGCAGUUUGCUGCUGACGUCAGACUCAUGUUCUCCAACUGCUACAAAUACAACCCACCUGACCACGAUGUUGUGGGCAUGGCACGGAAGCUGCAGGAUGUGUUUGAGUUUCGUUUCGCAAAGAUGCCAGAUGAACCGCAUAUGGAGCACACACCCAUGUCAAUGAGCGGCCACCCCUCCUCCUCAUCAUCCUCUUCUUCCUCCUCGUCAUCUACAUCCUCCUCGUCCUCUGAGAGUGAGCCCAGCAGUGAGAGUGAGGAGAGCGAGAGCAGCCCGAGCUCCGACAGUGAGGAAGAGCGAGCACAUCGCUUGGCUGAGUUACAGGACCAGGUGUGCACACAGCUCCGAGCAGUGCAUGAACAGCUGGCUGCUCUCUCCCAAGGCCCCAUCGUCAAGCCCAAGAAGAAAAAAGAGAAGAAAGACAAGAAGGAGAAGAAGAAAAAGAAGAAGCCAGAGAAGCAUAGCCGAGGAGUCCGGGGUAGAGCUGGCUCGGAGGAGUGGAAGAUGCCAGGCAAGACACUAAAGACCAAGGCUGCUAGAGGAGUUUCCACCCCGGGGAAGAAAGGCCCAGGGAAGAAGAGCAACAAGAACAGCAAGAACACAAAGAAGCCGUUCUACACCCCACCGGCCUCCACGAUGUUGCCCCACUAUGACUCAGAGGAGGAGGAGGAAAUCGUGCCCAUGUCGUACGAUGAGAAACGGCAGCUGAGUCUGGACAUCAACAAGCUGCCGGGAGAGAAACUGGGUCGUGUGGUCCACAUCAUUCAGUCGAGAGAGCCCUCGCUAAGGGACACCAACCCUGAGGAGAUUGAGAUUGACUUUGAAACGCUCAAGCCGUCCACACUGAAGGAGCUGGAGCGAUACGUCAUGACCUGUCUGAGGAAGAAGCCCCGCAAGCCUUAUGCAGCGAAGAAAGCCAGCAGUGGCAAAUCCAAAGAGGAGCUGACUCUGGAGAAGAGGAGGGAACUGGAGAGGAGGCUGCAGGAUGUCAGCGGGCAGCUCAACUCUGGCAAGAAGCCCCCAAAACCUAAGGUGGAAAAGCCGAGCACUGUAGAGACUCACGCCCAGCCCUCGCGACUCAGCGGCAGCAGCUCCAGCUCGGACUCUUCCUCCUCCUCAUCGUCCUCUUCCUCAGACACAAGUGAUUCAGACUCGGGUUGAGAACCUUGCCACUGGUUAAACGAGGAAACACUAAUGUCUCCCGAUAGAACUCAGGGACUUGGGCUGGCCCAGGACACACAACACACCCUGAAACAGUAGUGGGCUGAGAGGGCGCCCCUGUUGGACACGACGGCGCCAAGCAAAGAAGACGAAGAUGAAGAUGGGGGGUUUUGUAUGUGGGAGUGAGGGAUGUGACAGAAGGUUUCUGUGAAUAAUUGUUGAACCCAAACACUAAAUGCCUUGGUUUCUCCUCCACCCUCUAUAAAUACUUGUACAAAACGUAUCUGUUUCUUUUAUAAAGAAGAAUUUUAUGGUGAAGCCCCCAAAGAGGGAGGUGGAGUAAUGAAACUAUGUGGAGAGAUGAGCCUUACUCCAAAUCAACCCCUAGCCUCAGUCUUAAUGACCUAGAUUGUUGUCAGUAACAGCAAAUUUAUUUAAAAGAAUAGAGUUGUUAGCAAUUUGGCAGUAACCUCCCUGGAGCUCUGUUUCUCUUGCACUUAAACCCAGCUAAUUUCCAUCUGCACAACAGUGACUGAGCAGCAAAUAAUGGAAAGCCUAAGGGUCAUUUUGGUAUCUGCCACAUGCAAGGCAAAAUCUCUAGGGUUGGUUAGAGUUCAAGUUUGAGUAAGAUUGUUGCUCUGUUAUGUUUGCACCCAUUGUUCUUGCUAAGUCUCAUUCAGUUUGACAUGAAGCUUAAUGCUGCAAUGUGGUAGACAGUCGUGAGAAACUCUUACUUUUGGCAUUAUCAUAAUUUACAGAUUUUGUAUUUAAUUGAUUUACUCAUCCACUUGGUCUGGAUUUCAUGGGUACACUACACUGUAAAAAACCCACCAGCUUUUUUUUUUUUUUUUUUUUACAUCAUCUUAUAAACAUGACACUAAUCUAAGCACUGUCUUGAACAUUUUGCCAUCAGUUCAAGUUCCCUUCUGAUAUUGUUCUUAACCUCUGGGUUUCUCUCAUGUUACGUCACAUGGCUGUUUCUUAGAGAGCAGAACGUAGAGCACUGACUGUAUCUAAAUAUACUGUAGGUCUAACUUAAAGAUAUUUAUGACCUGAGUGUGUAAAGUAUUAUGUUACCAUUUCUUAAGACAUUUGCCGUGCUAGAAAACUUGAAGGUUUCUAGGAGAGAUGCUCUGGAUGCUCGACGCUCAGAGCCUACAGCGUUCCUGUAGACAGAGACAGACUGGAGUUGAAUCGGCCCAGUCCUGCCAGACCAUACAUAGUACAAGCUGUUGUUGAAUGUUCUCUGAAGAAGAAACACUUGUAUAUACUUAAACUGUAUUUGACUGUUGUACAAACAAUUGUAUUUCUUAAUUUUCCUGUUGUCUUGGUUCCUUUUUUUACAUGCCACACUUCCCAUUUAAAUUUCUGUAACUUUUAGUCCCAUUAUCUUUUCCUGGAGAAUAUUUCUUGAGCAUUACUGGCUCUGAUCGACUCUGAUCGACUGGAUUGCUGCCUCUCAGAAGCCUACCUACCUUUCAUUUGACAGCUGUGUAUAUUAAAAUAAUCUGUUCUGUA
Myripristis murdjan (pinecone soldierfish) is the source of this 4081-nucleotide messenger RNA. RefSeq names its product bromodomain containing 2b (gene brd2b). Gene Ontology annotation, cellular component: nucleus; chromatin. Gene Ontology annotation, biological process: chromatin remodeling; regulation of DNA-templated transcription. NCBI's taxonomy places the organism in Eukaryota, Metazoa, Chordata, Actinopteri, Holocentriformes, Holocentridae. The record is from RefSeq and is a predicted model, not a curated record.